Molecule: messenger RNA, 2603 nt
Organism: Hyla sarda
Lineage: Eukaryota; Metazoa; Chordata; Amphibia; Anura; Hylidae
Gene: SACK1D
Product: family with sequence similarity 83 member D
Exons: 4
Coding region: 110-1810 (566 amino acids)
Biological process (GO): protein localization to mitotic spindle; regulation of TOR signaling; regulation of ERK1 and ERK2 cascade
Cellular component (GO): cytosol; mitotic spindle pole
Source: RefSeq, a predicted model, not a curated record
CAGUUAGCCAAUCGGCUGUCACCCCGGGCUUGUUUGGAUUUAAAUGUCCCAUAAAUAGUGAUCGGUGCUCGGGCCGCUCAGUGUCCGGGUGUUACCGGUAGGGACGGCCAUGGCGAACCUCUCUCAGUGUCUGGAUGAUUUGCCCUUCGGUUGCCGCUGGCCCGCCGCACCCCCGGACCUGUACAGCGAGGCCCAGCGCCUGGCCCUGGAGGAGCUGCUAUCCGGGGGCCCCGAGGCGCUGCGAGCCUUCCUGCAGAGGGAGAAGGUGACCGGGUUCCUGUCGGAGCCGGAGGUGGCGGAGAUCCUGAGCUCGGCCGCCGCCGUACAGUGCGGGGAGGACGAGGUGUCGGUGUCCGCCUCCGUGGAUUGUUCUUCGGUCACUUAUUUCCCGGAGAUCUCGGAUGUGGAGCCGCCGCUGCUGGAGCUCGGGUGGCCGGCGUUUAGCGCUGGAUCCUACCGGGGAGCCACACGGGUGGAGGUGCAUUUCCAGCCCGGCUAUGGGGGAACCAUCUACAGCUGCAAAGAGGCGGCCAGGUCCCUGAUAAAAGGCGCCAGAGAGGUGAUCGCAAUAGUCAUGGAUUCCUUUACAGACAAUGACAUCUUUCGGGAUGUUCAUGAAGUCUGCAGAAAACGUAGGGUUCCUGCUUACAUCUUGCUGGACGAAGCACAGCUGCCACACUUUCUUACAAUGUGCCAGAACCUUGGAGUUGCCAUAGAAAAUGAACAGCUCAUGAGGGUCCGAACCUUAACAGGAAAUAACUAUUACACCAGGUCUGGUGCCAAGGUUGUAGGAAAGGCUCAUGAGACAUUUCUGCUCGUGGAUGGGUUGAAGGUCGCUACAGGAAGUUACAGUUUUACUUGGCUGGAUGGGAAGCUCAACAGCAGUAAUAUGCUUGUAUUAAGUGGACAAGUGGUGGAGAAAUUUGACCUCCAGUUCAGGAUCCUCUACGCUCAGUCCAAACCGAUCCCUUCAAAGCUUAUUUCAAGCAUCCGAAACCGACCAAUAUCUAUUCCCAAGCUGACAUGUAAUCCUGCAGCCCAAAGAAAUCCAUUAUAUAGCAGUCUCUUGAGUCUAGAGAUGGCAAAGAAUUCUAGCACUCCAAAGAGAAUGAAUUUAGAUGCUAAACCAAUGUGGGAUAGCAACGAAGGUCCGUCUACAAACGUGAGGGCUUUUGAAGAUGAUUUGAUGCGGAACUGUGACAUAAUCUCUGGCCUUAAAGAGACUGAGAGCGUAGCCACUCAGACUGAGCCAUGGCUUGCUUGGAAGACUGCGAAAGCAAUGGAUGCAGCUACUCAAACAAACGUCUGCACCUCAACUGCUGGAACGCAGACUGCUGUUCUGGCGAGAGUGGCUACUACCCAAACUAUGGUGUUCUCAAGGGCUAUAAGUACACAAACAGCUAGUGUCCCUGAGUCCUCAGCUGCUUGUAGCCAAACCACUUCCAAGCCUUCUACCUCAAGGUUGUCAUCGUCUUCUUACACCUCCUCGUCAUCCUCAUCAUCUUCUGCAUCCACCACCAGCACUGGCUCCAGUACCUCUCUCCAUUCCACUGACAUCACAGGCAGUGGUCUUAAUCUUGCAGAAUACCAAAUGCGGGACUCUUUCAAGAAACUUACCAAGGAGCGCCAGGUUCAUUAUACUUCUAUAAGGUCCAAACUGGACCACAUGGUUUCCAUACUUUCUAGGAAAAACCGCUUAGCCAACACAUUCUUUGCCUGUGAACCCAUUGCUUAUGGCUUACAAAGAAGCGUCAUGCACAAUAGUAUGUUUAACCUCCGUGAUGGUGCUCGCUUUCAUCACAAUUACUAAGAGGCCUAAGAGAAGUCUUACCAGGCCUAUGUCUUUACUGUGGAAGAUGGAAUAGUCUGAGGAUUUAGUGAGACUUUCCUGAUAGUCUCCUGGACUCAUGUUCCUUGUGCUUACUACUUCUUAAAUAUCUGCUGUCCGUAUAGCACUUUAGGACUUUGCUACUAGUUUUAAAAAUACUAAAACAGAGUACUCGUACUCAGAAUGUGUAACACUAAUGCCUCUCUUACGUGUUCCUUCAAAAAAAGUCUGCUAGUGGUAUAACUAAAGAACUUUCCAUGUGUGUGGAAACUUCUUUCAUUACUGAGUACAUACAUGUACUUUUUCAAUAGCGAAUGAGAUGGAGCAGUGUUAAAGGUAUCUGCAGUUCUUGCCUCUGGCCAUUAAUGGUUGAUGCGUGGCUUCCUGGAGAAGGAGAUACUAUCAAACCUAAUUCACUCAGAACGUCCUGAGGCACAACAUGGGACAGGUUUGGACUCUUACCAAUUCCAGAAUGCCGUUUUCCUCCUUCACCUGCUUUUACCACUUCAUGGAAGAUGCCUCAAAUCUGCCACCUGCUUUUAUAACCUUUUUUUUUAAAAGUAUUUAUUGAAUCUAUUUUGCUAAUACUAGUGAUAGAUGAAUGCUUCUAGUGCUGAGUUAUCCAAUGCCAUAGUCUUUCAAUAGGUUGAACAAGCAGCCCGAGAGGGGACGACGUGUUACGUGAAUCAGAUACUUCCCAAGGAAGUUUUGUUGGAGCCAUCUAGCUCUAUGGGAGCGAUCAUAUAUUAAAUUGACAGUCUUGUGAGGGGGGGGG